Messenger RNA from Lindgomyces ingoldianus, 1233 nucleotides. RefSeq lists its product as uncharacterized. The coding region runs from base 1 to 1233 and encodes 410 amino acids. The record is from RefSeq and is a predicted model, not a curated record. The transcript has 14 exons. NCBI's taxonomy places the organism in Eukaryota, Fungi, Ascomycota, Dothideomycetes, Pleosporales, Lindgomycetaceae.
AUGCCCAGUGCAAAGAGAGGGUUGUCCGCAGAUACUGAAAGCAAACUGGUGGAAAGCCAUUCUGGCGUCGACGUACAGCAAUCAAGGCCAAUAGGACCAGGCCGAAGGGCUAGGCGGUGCUUGGCGCGGAGCAUCUCGACACGCUUAACUAGACAUCCUGGCGUCGACGUACAGCAAUCAAGGCCAAAAAUUAGGACCAAGCCGAAGGGCUGGGCAGAACAACAGCAGGCGUUGGAGCUCAAGGGCGUCGUAAUGGCAUGUCUCUACGUUACAAAAUGGGUAUCGCUGUGCGUUGGACUGCAUCUCAAAUUAUGUAGGAUCGCUCACCAGGCCAUGUCUUAUCACUGCUCCCAAUCCCAAGUUGGAUUUGAAGAUAAUCCAAACGCUUGUGCAACUCGCACAGCCACAUAUCUUACAAUAAAAUACCCUACCGCCACCCAGUCGGGCCACCUUGAAGAACACCAAAAAUUACCAAGUUUGCAUGGUAAUAUCUCCACAACAACUUUAAAGUUUUGGAGUGUGGCCCGACUGGGAGGCUGGCCCGACCGGGUGGCCAAUACGUUAGCCCGGAUCAGUGGUUCGCUUCCGCUGGAAGUACCAAUCGACAGGGCGGCACUACAUGAAACUGCGCGCCGCAGCGCGCAUAGGGCUGAUGAUGACUUCAUGGUAUCGGAGGGAGGUUGUGAGGGCGCUGUACAAAUCAGGCGCGGAAGCGACAAUGCAAGCGUAAUUUUUAGGCAAACUUUCCGGUUGCUGAAAGUCAAAGUACCCCUCAUUUGUCUCGCCACACAGUGCGUCUUGCUACGCACGGUCAACUUGGAAGCCUUUUGUUAUUUUGGGCUCAUGUCACAUCUUCGCAACAUUUCAGCGACAUGGUUAAUGACCUGUACUCAACUCUCCUAUCCAAUCGCACUUACUAACAUUAGUCUCUCCAUCCAAACUCUAUGCUCUAAACUAGAAUUCACCCGUAAACGAAGCCGCCGCCUCAGCAGCCUUCGGGUAACCUCUAUCCUUACGACACCAGUCUACCCGCUCUGGGUUGUUAGAGCUGUUUCAUAUUCACUUAUGUGUUGCGGAGUGGAGAGAGGAACGGCGGAGAUAGGAAGCGUGAACACCACUGAUCCCUACCAUGCCGAGCUGAGCCACCUUCCAGGAUAUCCUAGGUUUAAUAGUGUCCAAAAGAUAGGCUCCGUUUCUCAUAUAUUAAAAACAGAACAAAUGGGGCAUCUGUAA